ACUUUCAUUCACAAAACUUUAAACUCGCCUGACGCCGACACCGACUGUUACAUUUACAUUUAAUCGCUUUUCUUUUUUCUUUCUUUUUUUUUACGGUCUAUUACUGUAAAGUUGAGAGGGAAGUUUGGGGUUUGUUGUCCCCGGUGAAGUCUCAUCACAAGGCGGACGGGGUCGAGUGCGAGUGUCUAUUUGGGGGGUGUGACAGCGCUGUCUUUACAGCUGUGCCGGGCUUGUUUAUGGGACGAGCAGGUUGAGCGUUGAGAGGAAACACACACCGGCGUGUCCUCGAGACGCAUCCAGCCGGACGACUCGCUGCUCAGAACCGCCGCACAAUUUGAGCCGAUAUUUACGUUCACCCCAUCCGACAUGGCAACUUUGAGUAAGUUAAGGUGACGCUUAAAUUUUUUUUUUUUUUUUAAGAUGGAUCUUGCAGAUGAUUCAAAAGCAGGUGGUUUUAGAAGUUGCGAAGUGCAUUAUGUCAUCCAUCACAAGCAGAGCGAGAGGAGGAAGUGACGAAAAAAGGUCGUGUGAUCCUGUUGUCCCCCAAAGAUUAACAAAGAAUAAAACAAAAAUAAAGUCCGUUUGCAUUUGCAACGUGUUUGUCUAUUGUCCACUCCGAUCGGUUGUGGGAUUUGUGUAUUAAGGAUGACGUCAUUCUGCAUUGACGUAAUCGCUCUGACAGAAGGUUUUGCUCAAAAUCUGCUGAGUCUGCUCCACUUCUACUGCUGCUGAAAAAUAAGUUAAAAGGUGUUGAAGAUGAUAGUGUUAUCAUCAUCUAUCCACGCAUGAAUGUCUGACAUAUAAAACAAUGUACACUAAUACCAUUGCUCCCACACACUGUUAAAGUGCACCUCCAUAGAAACCUGCAAAACUGUAAACGCUUCCUUAUCCUUGUCGAUGGAUUUUGAUAGUGGUUUAUCCAUCUGAAAUUGUAGAGUCGUGGACACCUGUUUGUUUAUUCAAUACCGUAAUACACACACAAACACACACACACACACACACACACACACACACACCUAUGAAGUCAUCGCUACGCUCUGUGUUUGGAAAAUGGGGGCUGAGACAGGUUCAAACCUGUCAGUAGUCGGCCUUCAGCUCUCCCUCUGCCUCCUCCCACCCUCAUUCCUUUCCUCUUCCAUUCAUUGUCUCCUCCUCCUCUCUCUCUCUCUCUCUCUCUCUCUCUGCCUUUUCCAUUCCUCUCUCCAUCACUCUAAUGUCACUCUACAAUCCCACACAAAAAAACCCACACACACGCACUUUCCAUUUCUUAUGGAAGCAUGUACUUUUGCCCUCUUUCUCCUCUGUCACUCUUUCCCACAACAUCAGGACCCACUUUGCUGUCUUCUCGGCGACCCUUUCUUUCUUCAGUUUUCUUGCGGGAGGAGGAAAGGUGUAGCGAGCGCGACCCUCAUUGACCUCUCCAUGAAGUGUGUGACUCCCGUAUGGUGACACGCGGUCGGAGAUGCCGGGGAGAUGAAGACUUCUUCCUUUGCUCUCAGUGGAAAAUGAGGCGUCAGCGCAGAGUCGUGCACUUCAAAUAUGUCACAGUUACCCCCCACCGCGGGCUUAAUAUCUCCACCGAAGACUCAACUUCGUUUUCACGUCCUGCAUGGCAAGCACGUAUCCUGUCAUCACGCUCGCGCUAUUGGCUGAAGACGAGAUGAAAGCUCAAUCGCUCUACACUGAGCACUUCCCUACGUAAUAACCACCAAAAGCUUUGGUUCCCUUCUGGUGCGUACAUGAUACCAGCCAGGAGUAAUGAAUGCACAAACAGAACGUAUUUAUUACAGCACUUGUCCUAAUAAGAAUGACUACCUGCUAUAAACAGCGACGCUGUCGCUCUCCUGCCGGCACCGAAGGUCCCGAGACAACGUGUCUCUGGGUGAAACGUCCGUCAUCUGUGGCAUCUACCUCACUGCACAAGACUUCCGCAAUAAGGACGUGAUAAUUGGGAGCAAGACUGUAUCACGCCAGCUGGCUGUGUGAUUCGUCCAAAAUGCGGCACCGCGAGCAUCGUACAGCAACUGAGAUCCAGCAUGCCGUGUGCGCCGCGAUGCGGAUUGCAGGUUAAACGGGUGUUCUUGCUUCUUCUGUUUUGUAGGCCUGUGGAUGACAUGAAUGACAAACAGGACAGGCCUUAUGUGUGCGGCGCCCCGAGCUGCUCUCAGCGCUUCCCCUCGGAGGAGCAUCUGGUCAUCCACAGACGCAAGCACGAGAUGUCCCUCAAGUUCUCCUCCAUCAAGACGGACACGGCUUUCACAGACCAGACUCCGACGCCAACACGAUUUUUGCAGAACUGUGAAGAGGUGGGUCUGUUCAAGGAGAUAGAGGAAGAGUUUCUUCAAGCACAAGAAGAAGAGAAAAGCAAACAGAGGCUUUCUCACAAUGGGCCGCCCUGCAUGAACCAGCAGCAGCUCAAACCUCAGCUUCAGCUCCAGCACCCACCCCGACCUCAGCACCCGCAGCCGCCGCUGCACCAUCCCCACCCCCACCCCCUGCUGCACCUCCACUCCCAUGGCCCCAUGAUGGGCCCCAGCUGCAGCCUGGCGGCCCAGCAAGCGCUGUCCUCCUCGCAGGCCGGAUCAGUCAUCACCCAGGCUCCUUCCACCCUCGCACACUCAGGGCCAGUUCCGGGGUCGCUGUCCUCCCUCCUCCACAUGCGGAACAGACAAAGGCAACCGCUGCCGGCCUCCCUGCCUGGCACCCUGCCGGACCCCGCCAUGCAAGGGGCCUCUGCUCACCACUUGCCCAUAGAGAAGCAAAUGUCGUGUUUAAUGGGUUUACCAGGUCCAGCACACAACCUCUCCUGCUCCUCGCCCCAGAGAUCCAAACAGGCCGGGGGCCACCACUUCCAACAGCACCACCCAACAAUGGCAGCCAUCAACAACCCAGUGACAUCUAUGGGUCACAUGAUGGAAAUGAUGUCACAGCGCCACCAGGCACCUCCACUGCAACACCAUCACCAUCACCCUCAUCAUCCGCAACUACAAGCUCCACCCCUCACCUUCCAGCAGCAAUGCAAUGGUUCACCUCCGCAGCAUCCGGGAAGCACCCACGGCCACCACGGACAGGCUAACCAAGCCCCGCCUCCCCAUCUGCAGCAGGGCUCGCCACCUGAACACGCCAUGUCUGUUCCAGCCCAGUUAUCGCCAGUUGCACAGCAGAUGCAGCCCUCCCAUCCAUCCCACUCCCAGCAUGCAGUGCAGGAUGGUGGCAGCAUUGGAGGAGGAGGAGGUGGCGGCGGCCACCGUCGCAGGAGGACGGCAGAGCAGGACCCCGACGAGCGCAGACAGAAGUUCCUGGAGCGGAACCGGGCGGCAGCCACCCGCUGCCGACAGAAGAGGAAAGUGUGGGUGUCGUCGCUGGAGAAGAAAGCCGAAGAGCUGACGCACACGAACCUGCAGCUACAGAACGAGGUGACGUCGUUGAGGUCAGAGGUGGGUCAACUGAAGCAGAUUCUGCUCACCCACAAGGAUUGCCCCGUCACCGCCCGGCAGAGAGAGGCAAAGGGGUACCCCACUGCAGGGGUGAGCCCAGGCGGAAGUCCCACCCCUUUAGGUCCCGGGUCACAUCUGCGGGCCAUUCAACACAACGGCAUCUCCACCUCCUCGACCUCUAAAGGCGACACGGGGCACAACCCCGGGCCCGGACGUUAGCCCUCACCACACCGAGGAGGGGCCGAAUCCAACCAGACCGAAUUAUGUCAAAACCACACUAAAGUCUCGCUCAGCCGGGGGUUCCGUGUGGCUUCACAUUUGAGAUUAAAUACUGAACUGGAUAGGGAGAUUCAUAAAACCAUGUGACCACACGGGUACAUUUCCACAGCAGGUGCAAAAACAACCUUUUCUAAAAGCCUGUGAUGGUUUCAUGAGAACUGGUUCCAAAAAGUGUUUCUGUUCGCAGCAAUCUGUCUUCUACGGACCGACUGCACAGAAAUCAUCACACAUUUUGAGUAUGUUUUGCUCUUAAUAAAAAAAAAACUAAUAUUUUUGUUUUAUAUUUCACCACCAUGUGCCUUCUCCUGUCAAAAUGAUGUAUUUUUCUACAAUCAAUACAAACAAAAUGUUUAAAUCAAACCCAGAGCAGUUUUAGAACAGAACUGAACAAUAUUUCCUCUCUGACUCUUUUUAAAAACUGCACAAAGACACAAACAAAGAACCGCACCGAAUGUUCUAAUCACUGUCAAAUAAUAAGAGAAAACGUAUUAUUAAUUACUUAUUAGUACUUCCUUGUAUUUUUUUAUAAAGUCUGUCUGAUAUUCUACCCUCUAAACCUUUGGUUUGAGAUUACGGUUAUAAAUGUGUUCUGUACAUACCGUAUGGUCUAGUCUGCCAUCUAGUGACUGCUUUUGUCAAUGAGAGCAGACCAUUAUACCUGGAGUGGUCAGCAACACAGAUCAUGGCCGGUUUUAUGUUUCACCAAUAAAAAGACCAAUAGGUUUCUUAUGAAUGUAUUAUCUGUGUAACACACAAA
Molecule: messenger RNA, 4473 nt
Organism: Gasterosteus aculeatus aculeatus (three-spined stickleback)
Lineage: Eukaryota; Metazoa; Chordata; Actinopteri; Perciformes; Gasterosteidae
Source: RefSeq, a predicted model, not a curated record